Messenger RNA from Procambarus clarkii (red swamp crayfish), 1524 nucleotides. RefSeq names its product MTOR associated protein, LST8. Gene Ontology annotation, biological process: TOR signaling; regulation of actin cytoskeleton organization. Gene Ontology annotation, cellular component: TORC1 complex; TORC2 complex. Lineage: Eukaryota; Metazoa; Arthropoda; Malacostraca; Decapoda; Cambaridae. The record is from RefSeq and is a predicted model, not a curated record. Gene Ontology annotation, molecular function: protein binding.
CUAGCCAUGAGGUGGUAAUUAUUAAACUAUUAUCAAUCCGGAUUUUGAGAGAUUGAAUCCAGCCGCUCCAGCUGACUGGCUGUAGAGCCGCAAGACUGUAAAUAGAAGAAGUAAACAAACCUCAACGGGACCAUUCUCCGCCUACUUUGGUGCGGUUUUUACAAUAUCUUGGGAGCUCUCAUGAACAAUGUCUGCCAAUGACCCGUCAAGCCAAGUUAUUUUGGCAACCGCCAGCUACGAUCACACCAUCAAGUUAUGGCAGGCCCACAGUGGGAUUUGUCAACGAACCCUCAAACAUCCUGAAUCUCAAGUAAAUGCCCUGGAGAUAUCCCCUGACCGUCACAUGUUAGCAGCAGCUGGUUACCAACACAUCCGCAUGUAUGACCUUAAAACAUUAAAUGAGGACCCUGUUGUCAACUAUGAAGGAGUGAGUAAGAAUGUUACAGCACUUGGAUUUCAGGAAGAUGGAAAGUGGAUGUUCACAGGAGGCGAAGAUUGUACUGCAAAAAUUUGGGACUUGAGGUCAUAUAACCUGAAUGUGUCUAGAAUUUUUCAAGUAAGCACCCCUGUCAACUGUGCCUGCCUUCACCCCAACCAGGCAGAGCUAUUUGUUGGAGACCAGUCAGGAGUCAUCCAUAUUUGGGAUGUGAAAACUGAACACAAUGAACAAUUGAUACCAGAGCCUGAUGGUAGUAUUCAGAGCAUUGCCAUAGACCCUGAAGGAACGUACAUGGCUGCUGUCAAUAAUAAAGGAAAAGUGUACGUGUGGCGACUUUCUGGAGGCACUGGUGAUACGCCCAUCCACCUGACACCAACAAGAUCACUUCUAGCUCAUAACAACUAUGCUCUCAAAGUCAAGUUUAGCCCCGAUUCCACUAUGAUGGUAACAACAUCAGCUGACCACACCGCUCGUAUAUGGAAGACAGCAGAUUUCUCUCAGAUGACAGAGUUGAGUGACAGCAGCCAAAGAUGGGUGUGGGAUGUUGCUUUUUCUGCUGAUUCACAGCAUGUUAUAACAGGCUCAUCUGAUAACACUGCAAGACUGUGGUCUGUAGAAACUGGCGAAAUUAAGCGUGAAUACUCUGGUCACCAAAAAACUAUUUCUGCAAUAGCAUUUAAAGAUGUUUUGUAUCAAAGUUAACAUUGGUUAGAUUUAUGUUGUGAAAUAGUUAUAUCAAUUUGCCAGCAUUAAAAUGGAUGUGAUUUAAAUCUUACUGAAGAUAUUUGGUACCGUAAUCAAUUCUGUAAGAUUAUCUUAAUUAAAAACCUUCCAUACAAUUUUUAUUCAUAGUUUGUAUAUAGUGUACCACAUUUAAUGAACUUUUUUUAUACAGUAUUCAAUGUGUCCAACGAUAUUCUCUGCUUGGCUGUAACAUAUUUCAAUAUUUAAUUAAAUAAAAAUGAUUCUUUGCAUUUUACAAACACCUCUUUAAAAACUGUUUAUUGGCUGCAUUAUGAAGAGGAUUAUAAUUUAGUACUGUAUUACAAACUUAUCUGUCACAAAUAUAUCAUUACCUCAAUAAA